Dissoconium aciculare CBS 342.82 is the source of this 1551-nucleotide messenger RNA. RefSeq names its product alpha/beta-hydrolase. NCBI's taxonomy places the organism in Eukaryota, Fungi, Ascomycota, Dothideomycetes, Mycosphaerellales, Dissoconiaceae. The record is from RefSeq and is a predicted model, not a curated record. The coding region runs from base 1 to 1551 and encodes 516 amino acids. Gene Ontology annotation, molecular function: cholinesterase activity. The transcript has 5 exons.
AUGAGUUCGAAAUUCGUUGCCUUGUGCGCGCUCCUUCAUGGGCUCUCCGCCGCUGAACUUGCAGUACUGCCUGCCUGUCCAACUGUCACCAUCGGUGAAGACACCAUCGUCGGCACGAUUGAAAGAGUUUCGAACCAACCGGCUAUCACCGGUGUAGCCAAUGCCUUCCUCGGAGUGACCUUCGCAAGCCCCCCUGCUCAGCCACCGGCUUGUCUACAGCAGAAGAGCGCCCCGGACCCGAACAGCCCUCUUGGUACAUUUUACCCCUGCGACCCAGUGGCACCGUUGACCACUAUGUCUGAGGAUUGUCUAUACCUCAACAUGUAUGCGCCCCAGAGCGCCAGUCCGACCAACCUAAAGUCAGUAAUGUUCAGGAUUUACGGGGGCAAUUUGGACACGGGCGGUGUAUCGUUGCCCGUCUACAACGCGAGCAGCUUAGCUGUCAAUCAUGAUAUCGUCGUGGUGGCCGCCAAUUAUCGCCUGAACAUAUUCGGCUUCUCGAACUCCCCAGACAUCCCUUUCAAUCAGCAAAAUUCGGGAUUCCUUGAUCAGCGAUUUGCUCUGAAAUGGGUUCAUGACAAUAUCCGAUCUUUCGGGGGCGAUCCUGCAAAUAUUACUAUUGCUGGCGAGUCGGCGGGAGGCUGGUCAGUCAAGCAAUUGCUGGCGCAACCACCACAGCCCCUGCCCUUCCGUGCAGCCAUCAUGCAAAGUGCAGGUCAAGCUUCAGUCGGCAGCGCCGCUGUGAACUACGCCAAAGUGAUGAAACAUUUCGGCUGUACCGACCUCACCUGUAUACGGGCCGUAAACGGCACUGCCAUCCAAUCCUAUGUCGACGCAAACACACUUCUUUUUGGCCCAGUUGAAGACGAGACCUGUAUGGGCGAUAAAACACUUGCGAGCAUUGUAUCCGGCCAAUUCGCCCGCGUUCCUAUAUUCAUUGGUACCAAUGCAAACGAGAUCCGAUUACUUACGGCGACUUUCGACAGGAACGUCAACUCGGAGACGAGCUUCUUUGAGAAAUUUGGCAUAGAUCUCGAUUUAGACGGCAAAUUGCUUGCAAACGUCUACGGCGGAGUUCCUGGUGACUGGCCUCUGGAAGUCAUGGAUCAAAUUGCAACCGACUUUGUCUUCACCUGCCCCGCCCAGAGCUUAUCCUCCACCAUCGCCCGCGCCGGCCGCCAGCCGGUCUGGCGCUACUUCUACAAAGGCGACUUCCCCAAUCUCCGCAUCUUCCCACAAUCCGGCGCCUAUCAUACCUCGGAGAUUCCGUCCGUCUUCGGUACCUAUGCAUUACAGAACCCGCGCGGCCCGGCUACCCCGGCGCAGAUCAAAUUGAGCGCCGUCAUGCAGCAAAUCUGGGCCGGCUUCGUGCGCGACCCUUCUGCCGGCCCGGGCUGGCCGCGUUUGCAGAGUACAUUGGACGGCCGUGAGCUUGGUGUCUUCAGCGGCCCUGAGUGCCCAGACGGAGUAGCGGUUGAACCUCUUGUGAAGACCAAUUCCCCUUGUCUGGUCAUAGAUCCAAUGUUGGCGGUGGCAGGACUGGCGUGGUAA